Molecule: messenger RNA, 1008 nt
Organism: Condylostylus longicornis
Lineage: Eukaryota; Metazoa; Arthropoda; Insecta; Diptera; Dolichopodidae
Product: mantle protein-like
Exons: 6
Coding region: 1-1008 (335 amino acids)
Source: RefSeq, a predicted model, not a curated record
AUGCGACAUCCAUUAGAACCGCAUCCAUCGAUUCAGAGAUUUCAGGAAACACCCGUUUCCUCUUCUUAUGACGAUCAGAUAGCUUCACUGCUUGGAAACCAACUGCGUCUUGAUCCCCUUUACGAGGAAAAAUCCAUCGAGGUUCCUCAUCAAGUCAUUAAAGAAGAAUGGAUCGAAGUCCCAAAAAUAGAGGAGCGUGUAGUUGAAGUCAUUGAUGAAGAAGUUGAAUAUGUAGACAAGCCUGUUUACAGAAGGAAGGUAAGCGAUACAAGGAAUGAUUCACGAAAGAUUCCAAAUCAGGAAGUUGAAGAAGUUGUUGAAGUGCCACUUGUUCAAGUCAAACAAAAAAUAGUCGAAAUUCCUGAAACAAGAGUGACAAAGAAGUAUGUAGAAAAGGUGUCAAUUGUGUAUGAAGACAAAGUUCAAAUAGUCGAGAGAAACGUCGUGAAACAGAAGAUUAUUGAAGUAACGCUAAUUGAACACAUCUAUAGAGAUGUUCCGUUGGAGCAAGUCCGAUUCAGACAAAUUCCCGUCGAAAGACGAAUUCCACAGUACUACGAUCGUCCUAUUGUCAAAGUGCUUGACAUUCCUGUUUCAAAAUUGUGGGAAAGAUUUAUUUACAAACCAGUUGAGACACCUCAGUUCACACCAAGGCUCGUAGAUAAGAUUGUGGAACGAAAGGUUUAUCGAGAUGUUCCAAUUGAUCAGUUUCGAGUGGUUCCAAAAGUUGUUCCAACCAUCAAAAAAAUACCACGGCCUUAUCCUGUUGUGGUCGAAAAGAUAGUUGAAGUGGAAUCUGAGGUCGAGGUCCCGUCGGAGCGUGUUGUUCUGGUGCCAAAGAAGGUUGUUCGCCGUGUAGAAAGGCCAGUUGAGGUUCCAAUUGAGGUUCCACGAGAACCAGAGGUUCAAACUGAGGAAGGAUUGAUACCUCUGUCCAGGUGGGAGAUUUUGAAAAACGCUAGGUUAGAAAAAGGGGAUUGCACCGGAUCUUUAGCACGAAAGCCUUGA